GUUAUUAAAAGAAAAUGGCAGUUGCGCGCAGUGUUCUGUUUAUAUUUACGUGCUAUUUAUCCAAGUCGAAAAAUUAAUUAAUUCCUUUGAAACAAACAGGGGCAAUCCCUUGUUAAUAACAGAUGCAAGUUUGGGAUAAAUGGUGCACAAUUCAAGUGCUAAAAUUGUUUCAAUUUGGUGAAUAUCGUGAUAAUAACAACGAGCUACGUCGUUUUGCGUUUCGAACUUUAGUGUCGUCAUCCUAACCUAUCGUUUAUCACUGAUUUGCAUGGAUUCUCGAAUUUUCUUUUGAGUCAACUGUCACUUUAAUGUUUGUCAACACAAAUCCUUCAUGAUGCUAUGUCGUCUCAGGAAAUGAAGCAGAAUUCAGGAAAUGCUACAACCAUGACAGACGAAGUACUGCCGGCGAGUUUAGAAAAACUCGAAAUUGAUCGAAUCUCAUUGUCUUGUACUCACAAUAACACGAUGGCUAAUGUAAAAUCAACGAAUCCAUUUCGCAUAACAGUGAAGGGUACGGCAACUGAUAACAGUUAUUUAUUUCGACGGAAAUCAAUGCCAAAUAGGCCGACACCGUCAAUUGUAAGUCCACGCGGUAUAAAGAGUACAACGAAUUUUAAACCCUCGAAAAGUGAAAGAGUACUUGAUAAACCGAAAAAAAAUUAUAAUAUCAUUAGAGAGGCAAUUCUCACAUUAAAUGGCACGAGCUCAAAUAAUUGUCUGAAUGAUAAUCAAGCGAAUAAUUUGCUUCAAGAAACAUGUAGACUCAGUAUUCCAAAUAGAAAUUAUAAAACCUUUGGUCAUGGUUCAGUCACAAAGGAUUUUAAAGCGCUUAAAAUUACACACGAUGCAAAACAAUUAGUGAAAGAUGACACAAGUAUCCCUGAAAAUUAUCAAGCAAGUAGUUUUCAACGAGCUCGUAGUAAUACAAUGCCAAGUUUAAAACGAGGACCUGGUCCAGGUGGUGGUGGUUCAACUGGACAAACGGAAGUCCAAAAUUCCGUUGGUCAAUCCUCGAGUACAACAAAUACAUGCUCGGUUCAAGCGAGAAUAUCUCCCCCGCCUUGUGACGUUACCAUCGAUGAACUUGCCAGCUAUUUCGAGGAGUUUGUUCAUAUUCCAAAGAAAAUGUCACAUAUGGCAGAAAUGAUGUACAUUUAAGCAACAAUUUUUCCUUUUUUUUUUAAACGUUACGUUAUUAUAAAUAUAUUUUUUUUUCUUAUUCCGUAACGUAUCCGUCUUGAUCUAUUUUUCAAAAAAAAAAAAAAUAUCGCGCGCGUUUAUAAAUCAUACUGAUUUGGUACCUAAAUUAUUUUUAAUAAUAUAAAUAAAACUAAAGAAGUCACAUUUGAGAUAUUUUUUCCAAUUUUUAUUGGAUUAUAGAAUAGUUUGAUAUCGAAUUUCUUAUACGCAAAGAAAAAAUUAGAGAUACAGUACCAAUUUUUGGGUGAAAAAAAAAAUUCUGUCAUAUUCGUUUAAAAUAAUUGUUUCAAUUUCAUUGUGUCUAGUGUAAUAAUAAAGACUUGUCUAGAUUUUGUAUAGUAAGAAAUACUCGCUCCUGAGAAUAAAGUUUCUAAGGUCAAUUAUCCAA
Molecule: messenger RNA, 1588 nt
Organism: Leptopilina boulardi
Lineage: Eukaryota; Metazoa; Arthropoda; Insecta; Hymenoptera; Figitidae
Exons: 2
Coding region: 340-1158 (272 amino acids)
Biological process (GO): cellular response to hydrogen peroxide
Source: RefSeq, a predicted model, not a curated record